AUGCAAGGGCAUUUACGGCUCAAAGAGGGGUUUAAUAAGGUGCAUGAGGCACAGGAGAAGCUUGAUGAGCACGAGGAGAUCGACUGGGAUUUCUGGGGAGAGAUCAUGGCCGAUUACGAGCAUGUUGCUAGGACGAAAGCAAAGCAAUUAUCCGAGGCGAUUCAGAAGGGCAUACCUGGUGCGUUGAGAGGGACAAUCUGGGAGCUGAUGUCCGCUUCGAAGGAUAUGAUGCUAGAACAGGUAUAUGCAGAGUUGCUCAAAGAGAGCAGUCCACAUGAGAAGAGUAUCCUCCGCGACCUUGGCCGGACAUUCCCAAACCACGAGUACUUCCAGGAUGUGCAGGGUAUCGGUCAGGAGAACUUGUUCAACGUCGUCAAGGCCUAUUCGCUGUAUGACCCCGAGGUAGGGUAUUGUCAGGGCAUGCCGUUCGUUGUGGCCGCUCUCCUUCUAAACAUGCCGGAUGAAGAAGCAUUCUGCGUGCUGAUACGGCUGAUGAAGUCGUAUGACCUUCGGGGUCAUUUCCUGCCCGAAAUGCCAGGUCUGCAGCUUAGGCUGUACCAAUUUGACCGACUAGUGGAGGAAUUGUUGCCCUUACUGCACCAGCAUUUCGUCCGACAGGGCGUCAAGUCCAGCAUGUACUGCAGCCAGUGGUUCCUCACACUAUUCAGUUAUCGAUUCCCUCUGGACAUGGUGUUCCGCAUAUUUGACAUCAUCUUCGCCACUGGCAUUGAAGCCAUCUUCGGUUUCGCCAUUGCACUGCUGGAGAAGAAUGAAGACGUUCUCCUCAGCCUAAAGUUCGACCAAAUCCUAGACUACAUGAAAACGGGCCUGUUCGACACCUACAAGGUGUACGAGUCUCCCGUCUCACCGUCUGAGAGGCCACCAACUCGAUAUCGAGCAGACGACUUUGUGCAAGACGCCUUCCAGGUGAAGGUCAGCCCGUUCAUGCUCGAUACAUAUGCAGCAGAAUACGAGGAGCUGCUGCGACAGCAGAACAAGCAUUUGGUCGAGAUGGACACUCUGAGGAACGUGAAUAGGCACUUGUCUGCACAAGUCAAAACACUGGAGUCGUCCUUGGCCCAGCUCAACACUGAGCACUGCGACCUCGUAAAACAAUUCGUCAUGAUCAAGCUUGAAAAAGAAGAAAUGGAGUCAGAACUCGUCAAAUACAAGAUGCUAUACGCCGAGACCAUGCUCGCUAACGAAGACGCGCGCUCGUCGAGCCGGAUAUCAUUCCUCAGUAAAAGAAGCCGUUGA
Molecule: messenger RNA, 1257 nt
Organism: Dacryopinax primogenitus
Lineage: Eukaryota; Fungi; Basidiomycota; Dacrymycetes; Dacrymycetales; Dacrymycetaceae
Product: RabGAP/TBC
Exons: 6
Coding region: 1-1257 (418 amino acids)
Source: RefSeq, a predicted model, not a curated record